AUGCGGGUGUCUGAGGGUGGCCGCCCCGAUGAGACAGCCUUUCACCCAGCUCCCCGGGGGCUUCGGGCAGUGCCCAGGCCUAAGAUGGAAGCAUCGGGUGGGGAUUUUUCGGCUUUGCCUCGCAGGGCUGUGGCCGCGCCUCCGGCACCGGACCCCUGCUCGCUGGGGAGGGGGGCGAGAGGUUUCCGCAUCACAGUUCUGUCUCCAGCUGCCCUUUCUUGCAGGAAAGUAGAAAAAGUUAACUUUUUUGGUUUGAACUUUAUUGAUUUGAUGGUGCGACAGGGGAAUAUCGACAACCCUCCUAAAACGCCGCUUGUUCCUGGGUUUGAAUGCUCUGGAAUUGUAGAAGCUCUUGGAGAUAGUGUGAAAGGAUUUGAGAUUGGAGACAGAGUCAUGGCUUUUGUAAACUACAACGCAUGGGCUGAAGUAGCAUGUACCCCAGUAGAAUUUGUGUACAAGAUCCCAGAUGACAUGAGUUUUUCUGAAGCUGCUGCGUUUCCCAUGAACUUUGUAACUGCCUACAUGAUGCUCUUUGAAGUUGCUAACCUAAGAGAAGGCAUGUCUGUGCUGGUCCACUCGGCAGGAGGUGGGGUGGGUCAAGCUGUGGCUCAGCUCUGUUCAACCAUUCCCAAUGUUACUGUUUUUGGAACAGCUUCAUCUUUCAAACAUGAAGCAAUCAAAGACUCGGUAACUCACCUGUUUGACAGAAAUGCAGACUAUGUUCAAGAAGUAAAAAGAAUCUCGACGGAUGGAGUAGAUAUUGUUUUGGACUGUCUUUGUGGAGAAAAUACUGGGAAAGGCCUCAGUCUUCUCAAACCACUUGGGACUUACAUUUUAUAUGGUUCAUCUAACAUGGUUACUGGGGAGACAAAAAGCUUCUUCAGUUUUGCAAAAUCAUGGUGGCAGGUUGAGAAAGUAAAUCCUAUCAAGCUGUAUGAGGAGAACAAAGUCAUUGCUGGAUUUUCCCUGUUGAAUCUACUUUUCAAGCAGAAUCGAGGUGGCCUGAUCAAGGGUGUGAUGGACAAACUCCUAAAUCUAUAUAACAAUAAGAAGAUCAAGCCUGUGGUUGAUUCAUUAUGGGCUUUGGAAGAGGUGAAGGAGGCCAUGCAGAGAAUCCAUGACCGAGGAAAUAUAGGAAAACUAAUUCUGGAUGUGGAGAAAGCACCCACUCCCCUGAUGGCCAACGACAGCACAGAGACAAGCGAGGCUGGAGAAGAGGAAGAAGACCAUGAAGGGGACAAUGAGAAUAAAGAGCGCAUGCCAUUCAUCCAGUAACAGCCAGAGGUGGUGGAAGCAGAAAGAUUGAUGAAGUAGAAGGGAACAAGACUGGGAAAUCUAUUCUGUGCAUCAGUGAACAAAUGCUGUAGUACAGUGUGUGUUGUAUUUGUCUGCAGUCAGCUGAGCUAUGAGCUGUUGAUCAUUGUUGUUUUGAACUCAAGUGCCAUUGUCAUCCAGUGCAGUAUUAUGACAUUCCUGUGUAAUAGCCAAUUUCCCUGUAGGAGUCCCAUGGAUUUUUCUGUUCCGGUUUAAAAGCCUUAUUAACUUCCUGUGUAAUUUUAGAUGGGCAUCUUUCUCGUGCAAAUUCCAGCAUUUUGCAUAAAGUUAUUUGGGGGGUUUGGGCUUUUUUUGCAAGUUGGAAACAGUAACAAAAAAAAUUCCCCACUUGCUGUCUGGAAGAUUCUAGUGACUGGAGGGAGGAUUUUAAGUUUGUGGAUUUUCAGUGUUUAAAAUAGUUUUCCUUUUAUGAACCACAGAUAAAAGUUGCAA
Messenger RNA from Nipponia nippon (crested ibis), 1767 nucleotides. The record is from RefSeq and is a predicted model, not a curated record. Lineage: Eukaryota; Metazoa; Chordata; Aves; Pelecaniformes; Threskiornithidae.